This is a messenger RNA of Anopheles merus, 645 nucleotides long. RefSeq lists its product as uncharacterized. Bases 1 to 645 code for a protein of 214 amino acids. NCBI's taxonomy places the organism in Eukaryota, Metazoa, Arthropoda, Insecta, Diptera, Culicidae. The record is from RefSeq and is a predicted model, not a curated record. The transcript is spliced from 3 exons.
AUGACCUCCACUAAUCUCAACGCGCGGAGUUGUCAUAAGGCGACCUAUAUUGACGACCUGGAAGUGAGCCUUGAGCGAUUUUGGAAGGUGGAAGAACUGCCACCUGACGUCCCAGACCGGUUAGCUUUACAAGACCAUGAGCUCGAGGAACAUUUCAGAGCUCACACGAAGAUUGCUGAGGAUGGUCGAUACGUCGUCCGAAUUCCCCUACGGGGGGAGUUGACACAACUGGGAGACUCCAUCGAACAGGCUCAACUAUUAUCACUCGAGCGGAAGCUGUCUCGGCAUGAAGAUACUUACGAGGAGUACCGAAAGUUCAUGCGCGAAUAUCUUGAGCUAAGACACAUGACUCCUGUACCGGCAGACGAACUACAUAAGGUUCGAUACGUAAUCCCACAUUCGUGUGUGAUAAAACCAGAUUCUACAACCACGAAGCUGCGAGUAGUCUUCGACGCGAUUGCGAAGUCCACCACUGGAAUUUCGCUUAACGACCUACAAGCCAUCGGGCCAACAGUGGUGGUUACAGCGGACAUUGCGAAGCUGUAUCGCCAAAUCUGGGUAGCUGACUCGGACACCUGGAUGCAGUGCAUAUUAUGGCGCGAAGAUGCAAGAGAUACCGCUCCAAUGUUAACCGGAUACAUCUAA